ACGCGAGAGCAUUCGUUUUGAGAGUGCUCAUAAUGCGCUCUAGUGCUGUAAUUGGAAAACGCACAAUGAAACAUACAGUAUAGUCAACUGUCAAGUAAUCUCUAUACUUUAUACAUAAUCUUUACCAGUUGAUACUCUUUGCCUGUAGCUGUUAUAAUGCAAAUUGUAGCUAGUGAAUUUAAUAAAAAUCUUUUAGUAGCUUGAAUCUUUGUAGAAAAUCACUACGUAUUUUUACUUGUCAGUGAUUUCAUUAGUCUACAUCAUAGUAAUGAAUUCUGAUCCUAUUCAAUUCAAAAUGGCUUAUGUUAAUAGUACGUAGUAUAGAUAUGAUUUUCUGAAUUCAGCCAUUCAUGGCAAUUUAAUUGAUUACUCUUGUUAUGUUAUCGAGAAUUUAAAUCCCAACGAUGAUGAUGCCUAACGCGACUGAUAACAAUUGGGACCCUUCCUUGAGUAGACUGUUGACAUCAUUAAAGGAAGUACAGUCAGAUGGUGAAGAUGUAGCAUUCCUUAGUGAAUUGUUGCAAUCAAAACAACUGCAUGCUCUUGUCCAAGUCCAUAACAAAAUAGUAGCCAAAGGAAAGGAUGACAAAUUUUAUCCAUUGUUAUCAAAUGCAAUGCAAGUUACUUUAGAAGUUUUAGAAAUGUUUGGUGAAUUGAAAACUGUCUCCAAAGAAUUUCAAGAGCUCCUGAGUUUACUUCAAAAACCACAUUUUCAGGCCAUUUUGUGCACACAUGAUGCAGUAGCUCAAAAAGAUUAUUACCCACAUUUACCAGACAUUCCUCCGGAUGGAGAUGAGGAUGAAGAAACUGUCAAAAUUGUACAAUUAGUUAAAAGUGAUGAACCCUUGGGUGGAGCACUGAGUGCAGAACCAAUUGUGGGUGCCACUAUUAAAACGGACGAGGAGACUGGUAAAAUUGUAAUAGCUCGCGUCAUGCACGGCGGGGCGGCUGAUCGAUCCGGCCUCAUUCAUGCUGGCGAUGAGGUCAUUGAAGUGAACGGUAUAAGUGUAGAAAAUAAAACCCCCGCUGAUGUACUCGAUAUUUUACAAAAUUCUGAGGGAACAAUAACAUUCAAACUAGUGCCUUCUUUUGGCAAAGGUGGGUCUCGGGAGUCAAAAGUGAGAGUGCGAGCUCUUUUUAAUUAUAACUCGGAUGAAGAUCCAUACAUUCCUUGUAAGGAGGCAGGUCUUAAUUUCAAAAAGGGCGAUAUCUUGCAUAUUGUUUCUCAGGAUGAUGCAUACUGGUGGCAGGCUCGGCGAGAAAACGAUAAAGUUAUGAGAGCCGGUUUGAUACCGUCUCGAGCCUUGCAGGAAGGUCGGAUUAUACAUGAGCGGCAAAGUGAUCCACAAUCUACGGACGGCAAACCAGCUCUAUGUUCACCAACAAAUGGCAACACGGACUGUAGCCCAAAAACACCUUGUUCACCGACUCCAAACGCGACUGCGCUUCUUCCUUGCAAAUCUACGCCUAAAGUGAAGAAAGUCAUCUACGAUAUAAAAGAGAAUGAUGAUUUUGACCGGGAGAUGAUACCAACAUAUGAAGAAGUGGCAAGAUUAUAUCCAAGACCGGGUUUUAUUCGACCGAUUGUGUUGGUUGGGGCACCGGGCGUUGGUAGAAAUGAAAUGAGGCGAAGACUCAUCGCUACCGAUCCGGAAAAGUAUGUCACACCGAUUCCAUAUACAUCGAGACCAUUGAAGCCCAGCGAGCAAAAUGGGAAGGAAUACGUUUUCGUUACCCGCGAGAAGAUGGAACAAGAUAUUACCGAUGGAAAAUUCAUCGAACACGGCGAGUACAAAGGGAAUUUGUAUGGGACGUCGGCGGAAAGCGUGGAGACAAUCGUUAAUUCUGGUCGUGUAUGCGUCUUAAGUCCGCAUUGGCAAGCGCUGAAGAUGCUUCGCACGACUCGCUUACGUCCCUACAUUGUGUUCGUAAAGCCGCCGUCAUUUGAACGCCUGGUUGAAACCAGAACGAAUGCCAACGCACGCUCUACCUUUGAUAAAGAAAGUUCACGGGCUUUUACAGAAGAAGAGUUUCACGACAUCAUUCGUUCGUCGACGCGUAUCAACUUCCUCUACGGCUACAUGUUUGAUGAGGAGAUUGUGAAUGAAGAUCUGGCAAUUGCAUUAUCGCAGCUCCUAAAAACCUCAUGGAGGGUCCAAUCUGAGCCUCUUUGGGUUCCUGCUUCUUGGGUACAGUAAAUAAAAUAAUAUCCUAUCCGAAUACCUAAACAUGCUAAAUUCACUUUCGUCUUGGGAACUGUUUAAUGUAUAUAAAUGUACUUGUCACAUUUUGGAACUGGUAUUUUCACAUGCUAUGUAAGGUGCCAUUUCUGAUACGAAAUUUAAAUUAUGAUUGUAUAUCUCUCAUAUGUUAAUUUUGGAUUUAAAGUUAUUAUUAACAGUGCCCUGUUUAGAAAUAAAUAUUGAGGAAAAAAGAAACACCCGGUUUUGGUAGGCAUAUCGCUUUAAGUCGCUUGAUUGUUAAAUUGGCAGCGUGACAGGUCAAAUAUGGCCGGUUAUUACGGACUUUCGGCUGCUAUUCUAUUAUUCCUAAUGUAUACCAGAAAUGCCACUUUAAAAUUUAUUCAUUGAUAUAUUGGCUAAAUUCACAGUACUCCUGAAAAAGGUAAAGGAGACUUUAUUGAAAGACCAGUAGUAAAAUUUUUAACAUUAUUUCGCUUUUAAGAAAUUUCACAAUUUGUUGCAUUGAGAGGGCAAAAAGGUUUCAAUAAACACUUAGAUUUAAUUCCACAAAAUAAGUUAUAAUAGACAAUAUCACAAUCUAAAAUAAUUACUCCAUUAGUUGAUAAGUUUAUUUAUAUUAACGUAGCUGCACUAGUCGCAACUUCCUAUUAUAAUUGCUCAAAUAUAACCAAGCGUUGAAAUUUUGCAGUCGUGCGUUGGGUUCAUUAGAACCGGUAAUUUAUGGCCAUACAAUUGAUAUUCUAAAGAAAUUAAUCUCAGUCUAGUCAAUGAAAUUAAGUUUAUCUUAGUAGAUUUAAGUUUUACAUGUGCCUGUUAUUUAACGCUUAAAAGGUCAUUAUUGUUGUGUAUUUUUGAGUUGUGCAAAAGUUAGUGAUGUUGUCGUUAGAUAACAUAGGAUUAAUGUUAGUUUAAGUAAUGUGAAACAAAUAACCAAAAAAGCGCGCUGUCAAGCAAAGUUGCAAUACUAAAUAUAACAAACGUAGGUAGAUCUUAUGAUUUAUAUAAAAAAGUAUUAGUCGUUAAAGUGUUCUAGUCCAAACUUAUAUCGAUCAUUUUGACGUUAGUGGUCCCUAUUGACAGUAGAUGUUAAUAAUAAUAAAGAAAUACCUUUAUAUAUAUAAUUCUUUCAUCGAGUAGUAUAUGCAAACAUAGCAGUCUCAUUUAAAAUAAAAAGAUGAAUGUAUCUGGCAUUAAAGUACUCUCUGGCAUAAAUGUGAAUUAUAUUAAAUAACAAAAAAUUGCCAGGCUAAGCGAUCUAUGAAAAAAUAUAAAAUAAAUACUAAUCCGACUUAAUGUAUCAUGACUACGCUCUAGCGUGCUUAAAUAUCGUGUAUUCAAUCCCAUUUCUAUAGAAACGCUUAUUUUUGUUGCGUACAUUAUGUAACAAUGACAUAUUUUUUUUAUGGCUCUGGCACGGUUUGUGCAUUAGCCAGCGUCAAGUAUAAGAUUUUUUUAUAAUUCGUGUUUGCCUUAGACCGUGUUCUC
Molecule: messenger RNA, 3689 nt
Organism: Pieris napi
Lineage: Eukaryota; Metazoa; Arthropoda; Insecta; Lepidoptera; Pieridae
Gene: metro
Product: MAGUK p55 subfamily member 7
Exons: 11
Coding region: 405-2198 (597 amino acids)
Cellular component (GO): plasma membrane; cell-cell junction
Molecular function (GO): protein binding
Source: RefSeq, a predicted model, not a curated record